CUGAAAUUUAUAGUCUGUGUGUAAGAUCGCGGCUCUCUCUCUUCUCAUUCCGGCACAGGGAGCGUAGCUUUCCUUUCUUUUCUUUUUUCUUUCCCUCCCAAGCCCGACACCAAUCAUACUCUUUCGAUAUUUACAACUUGCUGAUAAGGAAAAAGGUGGAAGGCAAACAGCCUCUUCCCCAUUUUAACGACGCUACAGAAAAAUACCGAUUUGUAAGCCCAAGGGAAAUAAAAUCAGCUCCAGAAGACAGACCAGCGUGGCAGCGUUAUUCCAAUUUGCAUGAUGUUAAGAAAACAGGAGGAAUGAACCGACAGCUAGUGAACAUUUUGACAGCCUUGUUUGCCUUUUUCUUAGAAACACACCACUUCAGGAUGACUUUCUGUAAAGAACAUGAUUCCAGAUCUGGAAAAUCCCCUUCACAGUCAAUGUCUCCUUCAGAUUUCUUGGAUAAACUGAUGGGACGGACAUCAGGUUAUGAUGCACGAAUAAGACCAAAUUUUAAAGGUCCUCCUGUAAAUGUUACCUGCAACAUAUUUAUCAACAGCUUUGGUUCAAUAGCAGAAACUACAAUGGACUACAGAGUGAACAUUUUUUUGAGGCAGCAGUGGAACGACUCCCGUCUUGCCUACAGCGAAUAUCCUGAUGAUUCCUUGGAUUUGGAUCCAUCUAUGUUGGACUCUAUAUGGAAACCUGAUUUAUUCUUUGCCAACGAGAAGGGGGCAAAUUUCCAUGAUGUUACCACAGACAACAAACUUCUGAGGAUUUCCAAAAAUGGGAAAGUGUUAUAUAGUAUCAGGCUAACAUUAACCUUAUCCUGUCCCAUGGACCUGAAGAAUUUUCCCAUGGAUGUACAAACAUGUACAAUGCAACUAGAGAGCUUUGGCUACACUAUGAAUGACCUGAUAUUUGAGUGGAUGAGUGACGCUCCAGUGCAAGUAGCAGAAGGCUUAACUCUGCCGCAGUUUAUCCUGAAAGAAGAAAAGGAACUUGGUUAUUGCACAAAACAUUACAACACUGGAAAAUUUACAUGCAUUGAAGUAAAGUUUCAUUUGGAGCGUCAGAUGGGAUAUUAUUUAAUCCAGAUGUACAUUCCUAGCCUGCUGAUCGUCAUUUUGUCCUGGGUUUCUUUCUGGAUCAACAUGGAUGCUGCUCCAGCCAGAGUUGCCUUGGGCAUCACCACCGUCUUGACAAUGACCACUCAGAGUUCAGGCUCCAGAGCAUCUCUUCCAAAAGUCUCUUAUGUAAAGGCUAUUGACAUCUGGAUGGCUGUGUGUCUUCUCUUUGUGUUUGCUGCGCUGCUUGAAUAUGCAGCUGUGAAUUUUGUGUCAAGGCAACACAAGGAAUUUCUAAGGCUUCGGAGAAGGCAGAGGAGGCAAAACAAGGCACAGACUGUGACUGUUGGGAAUGAAAGCGUCGAGUCGGUACGGCGUGUGAAUGGCUUGCGGACAAAAGAGUCAUCAGCGUACGGGACAAUGAAUCAGACCAGCAAUCCAAGUUUGAGGGAAGAAGAUCCUGGUCGUGAUAGUCGGUUUAAUUUCGGUGGCUAUGGAAUGGGCCACUGCCUACAGGUGAAAGAUGGUGCUGCUGUCAAAGCCCCACCCCCCAACCCUCCCCCACCCCCACCCCCAAAGGAUUCGGAUUCCAUCAAAAAGAAGUUUGUUGACCGUGCCAAAAGGAUUGAUACAAUAUCCCGAGCUGCUUUCCCACUGGCCUUUCUCAUCUUCAACAUAUUUUACUGGAUUACAUACAAAAUUAUACGCCACGAAGACAUUCACAAAAAAUAAACAAUUCUUUGUGAGCUGGGACCUUCUAGCCAAAGUGACUCACUUGUAAAUAAAGAGUGAAAUGUCUUUUCUGUCUUUGGGACUGAGGGUUUGUUGU
Molecule: messenger RNA, 1881 nt
Organism: Elgaria multicarinata webbii
Lineage: Eukaryota; Metazoa; Chordata; Lepidosauria; Squamata; Anguidae
Gene: GLRA2
Product: glycine receptor alpha 2
Exons: 11
Coding region: 303-1784 (493 amino acids)
Biological process (GO): nervous system process; regulation of membrane potential; chemical synaptic transmission
Cellular component (GO): neuron projection; plasma membrane; synapse
Molecular function (GO): extracellularly glycine-gated chloride channel activity; glycine binding; transmembrane signaling receptor activity
Source: RefSeq, a predicted model, not a curated record